CGUAUUCGGAAACGGGGAAUGCCUGUUAUCUUAACCAGGUUACAGAAUCCGAGUCUAAAUUUGCAUUUUUUUUUCUUUUUUUAUGAAGGCCCAUAAAUCUGAUUAUUACAGAUUUUUUUUUGUUCUCACUCGAAUGCGCCUGAAAUAAUCGCGGCGUUCAGGCCAAUUACAAAAAAAUAUUUUGUGUAAAUGAAUAGAUAUUGAUGAACAGACAUGAUAAAGGUGUGUAAAAAGCGAGCAGAGCUGGUUGGCAGGCUGAGGGCCGGUGAAUGGAGGUCACCGCAGACACUGAGUGAGUCUCGGCGGUGAGACACGGAGAGGGAGAGGGAGGACGGACAGCGGCCAGCCGCCUUCAAAAAUGGCGUCUCCGGAGGAAAAUGAGUAAAAAAUAUUAAAACGCGGCCUGCUUUCUUUACACUUCCUCGUUUGGUUUGCGCAUUUUGCUUGGCUAUUUUUCCUUCUCCGCUGACAGCAGCCUCGUCGUCGCUUUUACGUGAAUGGCUAAAAGAGAAACGGAGGCAUUUGGGGAAAUUAAAGCAGCCCUGUUUUAUUUUGAUGCGUCGUUACUGACAGCUAGCAUCUGCUGCUAGCACACAGCUCCGCUCCGCUCCGGAGGGGGGUGGGAACGAUUUGCAUGCAAAGAGAGAGAAAAAAAGAGAUUUUGAAAUUGGGGAUUUCUUAGCUCGUCUGCGGGGGAAUGAUUGCUACCAACGUGGCCUGUCGAUUGCAAUCUUUUUUCUGGCGCUAGCAGCGUAGCCAAAAACUAGCCUAAAGAAAGGGGAGGAGGGACGGUGAAAAGGGACGCAUUCAAGUCAAAUGUUUGUCAGCAAUUCAGCCAUCACCGGCCAAAUCCGCGGCAUCUUCAUCAUGACUGAUUUGACCCUAAACCCGCAUUCGAGGAAAUGAUAAAGGUGAAAGGCGAAGGAAAAGGAGAAAGACUGGCUUUUUUUGGAGGUGGUUGGAUUAUAACCCCGUAGACCCCCCUCUUUUUUCAUCCAGCUUUCUCCUCCUCCCCUCCAUUUCUCUUUCAAUAUGCUGUUUUCCACUCCUGAGGACUUGCUUAUGAAACCGGGGAAAAUAGCCUGAAAACGACAACGGGAAAGACUGGAUUUUUUUCUCCGUAAUCUGCCCUGCGACGUCCUCGUUGCUUUCAUCCUCAUCACACAACACUGUACAAGGCAUAAAUGGAUAGAAAUUACCCGGGAACAGGAUUUGGCGAUUUGGGCGCAGGAGCAGGAUGGAGUUACGAGAGAUCGGCAAAAGCAAGUCUUGUAUAUGGGAGUUCUAGAUCAUCCCACCCGGAGUCUGAGCUCCUUCACAGACAAGCCUACGCCACCCCACACCCUCUGCAGGGCUAUGCCACCAAUCAUCACCCAGGGAGCUCUGGCCAAGGCGGGGCUUGGGGAGCAGCUGGACGGAGUUUGGGUCUGUCGGGGCUGUUUGACACCGGCCUGCACCAUGCCACCCCCUCUGCUCCGGAUGCCUCUGUGAUGAAUCUGAUCUCAGCCCUGGAGUCCCGGGGUCCCCAACCUCCACCCUCUGCCUCCUCCCUUCUAUCCCAGUUCCGUACACCAUCCUGGCAGACAGCAAUGCACACGCCUGCUCCUCCUGAACUAUUCAUCUCUGGAGCCCUUCCUGGCUCUGGCUCCUUCCCUUCCUCCUCCGCUCUGUCAGCUUAUCAACAUCCAGCGUCCUUCUCCAGCCGCUCCUUCCCUACCGCCUCCCUCUCCCUCCAGGACACACCAACGUUUAGUCCCACAUCCAAUGGCCUGCUCUCCCCACAUGACCCCCUAAUACACAUCAAAGCCCCUUCCCAGUCAAGUCUGGGUUUUGAUAGACUCCUGUCCUCACAGGGUGCUGCUGCAGCUGCCUACAGGGGCAGCCAGGAUCCCACGGGUGCCACAUCAGCACAGGCGUCCUCUGCCAGACACCUGCAGUCACACCAGUUCAACCUGCUGUCAUCACAGCUACAGGAUCAGUCCUCCCAACUCUACAAUCCAUCAGUAUUUUCCUCAGCCCAGCCCCAGCCUCAGUCCCAGUCCCAGUCUAACUCGGCCCAGGAGAGGGCCGUGCCCCGCCAGGACAGCGUCAUCAAGCACUACCAGCGGCCCACUCCUGCUCAGUCGCAGCUCUCGUCUUCUGCCGCCCACUCUCUGCAGCACUACCUCAGCUGUGGAGGGGCGGGCUACCAGCAGAUUGCUACACACCACAGGCAUGCUGGACUUUCUUGCAGCCCAUUGGGUGACCAGAGCCCCUCGUCUGAUCACAAGCCCAGCUCUCGUACCGAGCAGUAUCGACCAAUCAUUCAGCCUCCCUAUUCCUCAUCCUCUUCUUCGUCAUCAUCUUCCUCAGCUGGGAAAGGUACCAAAAGCAGCUCCAGCAGUGGCUAUUCUUCUGGCAGUUCGGCAUCCUCCUCAAGAACUCCUCACACUCCCCCAUCUGCUUCCUCUACCUCCUCCUCUUCCUCCUCUUCGUCUGCCACUUCAGGGGCACAUCCUUCCAACUCAAUUCCCACCUCCAGCUCAAGUGCAGCCCCUUCCAGGCAGCAGCCACCUCCUCAGCCAGCUCCGCCUCCCCCAGCCCCUCAGCAGCAGCCUCCUGCCACAUCUACUUCAGCUCCCCAGUCUCUCCCCAAAUCCUGCCUCUCUGGCUAUGGUUCUCCUGUUCCCCCAGUGAAGACUCCCACCUCUGCUCUUACUGGUCAGACCCCACCCCAACAACAGACGCAGUCAUAUUCGCCAAAUCAACCGCCUCCAUCCCAUCUGGCUCAGUCCUACGGAGGCUUUAGUUCACCACAAGCCCAAGACCUGAGUUCAGGUACAGGCGGGAAAGGCUAUGGAAGUUUAGGAGGGCGAAGCCAGUCAUACUCCACUGAUAUAUAUGGAUCUGACUCUGCUUAUGGAUCACUUCCAUCCUCUCUUGGUGGAGCUGGAAGCCCAUCAUUAGGGUAUGGAGCCCCAGGUCACUCACCAGCUCUUUUAAGAUCCAGUGGUUCUUCAGGUAGUGGAGCAUCUGGGGGAGGAAGCAGUGGCGGCACAGGAAGUGGAAACUCUGGGUCAGGAGGAGGAGCAGGAAAUAGUAUGACAAAUGAGAGAGGUGGAGGAGGUAGUGGUGGAGGAUCUUAUCAUAUUCCUGACUCCAGCCCCUCCCCAUCAGGCAACUCAGGCAUCAUUCGCCCAGGGUUGCACUCCCCGGUGCCCACCUGCCCCACUCAAUCGCCAGGAGGUGCAGGCUCAAAUAAAUAUAUUUCCUCAGUUCUCUCCCCGACUUUUCUAGCUUCACCACAAGGCUUCCCUGACACCAGAGGCCCUGCCUCCCAACCUCAGUCAUAUCAUUCCACCUCGUCUAAAACAAAAACUGACCCUUCUAUGCUAGGAGUGGGAACUCAGAGAUCUCAAGAGGAAGUAGAUGAUGAUGACGAGUUCUUGAUCCAGCAUCUGCUGCAAGCCCAAGCUAGUCCUGCUCCUCAGGCUGCUCAUCAUCAUCCCCAGUCCCAACAAACAUCUCAGCAAACACAGCCACAGCCUCAGUCAGUACCACCAACCACUGACUCAGGCAAAGGGAUGAGCUAUGACAUGAGUAAGACCUCUGAGGAGAGAUACCACCCCCAGAGUGUCAUACGUACUCACAGUGCCACUUCCACUGGUGGAGUAGGAAAUGCAGGUUCUGGAGGGUCUAUUUCAGGGCUGGACACCCAGUUGGAAAUGUCACUAAAGAAACAACAGCAACAACAUCAACAACAACAACAACAUCAUCAUCAACAACAACAACAACAGCAAAGGAAUGAGAGGUCUGUUGGAAGCAGCAGGAGCAGUGGCGGUAGAGGGAGUGCUGAGCAAGUGCACUCCCACCUACAUCACCAUGAUAACCUCGGCUCAGUUGUCCACUAUGGCCGAGGUGACCCAUACACCCAGCACCCCCUUGCUCCCCAACACUCCACACAUAGUCAGCAUGUGUCUUCACACUCACAGAUACCACCCCACACCCAAAUGGAACUCCAAAAGAAACCACAGGAUCGAACGGAAAUCCCUUACCCUCGCAAAACCCCAGAAGUCCAGGCCCAAGCUCCUGCGUCCCUCAUGGACUCUCCCACUGACCAGUCCCGUCAGCCGCCACACCUCCUCCAGUCAGUGCUGUCCCACACCACCCGCAACAAGCUGGAGCCCCAUCCACAGCACCACAAGAUGGACUCCCACCAACAACAUCAACAACCGCACCACAAGAUGGACUCUCAUCGGCAGCACCAACAGCAUCACAAAAUGGACUCCCACCAACCACAUCAGCAACACCCAAAAAUGGACACCCACCCUCAGCAUCAGCAGCACCAGAAGAUGGAUUCCCAUCCACAUCAGCAGCAUCACAAAAUUGAUUCACAUACACAGCAUCAACAGCACCAUAAAAUGGACUCUCUUCCCCAACAGCAGACGCACUCUAUCAGUCAACAACAAGCUGUAAUGGAAAGUGCCGGUGGGAGACUUGGUUCUAGUAAACAUCAGGCUCAGUCUCAGUCCCAGACCACCCAGCUCCAGCUUCAGCUGCAAUCCCAAGCAUUGGAGGUGGCAGCAGCUCACUACAACCAUGGGCCCCCUCCUCAUCAGCACGAGCAGAACCAGGUUAAACAAAGCUCAGUAGUCUCUUCCUUGGACAUGCUCGAGCGUUCUCUUUCUCAGACCUCCAACGCAGAUGUUGGUGUCGCAGAAGACAGACGCGGUGGACCAGGCAGCGCAGGAAGGAGUGGAGGUAGCAGCGAGCGCCACAGACAGCAGCAGCAAGAGCAGCAGAGGCAGCACCCAUCGCACCAUCAGACACAACAAACCCACCACUCGCAGCAACACACAGCUUCUGAACUGCACUCCUUCCUUACUGAGCCCGACAUAGGCUUAUCCAACCCAUCUCACAUGCACCAUCUUUCACAGCACCAUGCGCAGCAGCAACAACAGCAGCACCCAACCUCGCAGCACCAACAAACCCAUUCUCACCACCCUCACAACCAACCCCACCCUCAGCAGCAGCCCCCUCACCCUCAUCACAUACCCCCACCCUCUGCCUCAGCCCACUCCCAGGCUCAGCCGGACCCCCAGCAGCCACUUUCCGCCCAGCUUACCCCUCAACAGAGCCAGAUGGACCAACAGCGCACAGAACAGCACCAGUUUGACACCGUCAGCCCAGUGGAGAAAGCAGAUCAGAAUCAACAAAGUAACAGAUUUGUGCCCCUAACAUCUAUCUGCUUCCCAGACUCCCUUCUUCAGGAUGAGGACCGCUCCUUUUUUCCAGGCAUGGAAGACAUGUUUUGUGCAGAGGAUUACAAAUCGAGUUGUGCUGGUGGUGCAGGGCCAGGGCAAGAGGAGAUGAAUGAAAGCCACACUGGGCAAGAGGGAAUGGAUUCCAUGAAAGCUGGACAGAGUGCAGGUGGAGCAGGAGGAAGUAGUGGACCUGGCUAUGACAUGAUGGGUCACCAUGGUGGAGACCAAGGAUAUGAACCUUACUGUCAUGGCCUGGAAGAACCCAACAACAACACCAUGACUUUAGAUCUGGACUCCCUUAAAACGCACGAGCUUCCUUCCACUGUCAACACUGAACAGCUAGGAUUGAUACAGUCCCAAGGUCCAGCCAUGGGCAUGGGCUCAAACACUGCUGGCCCCAACAACUCUGGAGCUAAACUGUCUGCUGGGCCUGGAGGAACUAGUGCAGGAGCUGGUUCUGGAGGCCUCCAGUCUCCAAUUUUCUGCUCAUCCCGUCCUAAGAAGCUUCUCAAGUCCAGUUCUUUCCACCUGUUAAAGGAGCGCAGGGACCCCAACACACUGCCUAAGAAAAGUUAUGCCCAAGAAUAUGAGUUUGAAGAUGACGAGGAUAAAGCUGACCAGCCAGCUGACAUCCGGUUGAAUAGUCGGAGACUGCCGGACCUAUUACCUGAUCUGGUGUCCAGCUGUAGAAAGGGAGGUGGAGGAAGUGGAUCUCUCAGCCCAUUAAUGGGUGACAUAGAUUUCUACCAUUCAUCUAGCUACUCAUCUAUGGGUUCACAUGCUCUUCUGCCUCCAGAUGGACCCAAGAAGAGAGGCAGAAAGCCCACUAGGCCCAAAAGAGAGGGUCCACCAAGACCAAGAGGCAGACCCCGCAUUCGCCCUAUGCCCGAGCCCUACACUCCACGAGGCAUGAUGGGGGAGAUGGGAGGAACACCUGUAGGAGGGGGAUUCAAUGUGGAGGGACGAGGUAGGGGCAGGGGCCGUGGAAGCCGAGGAAGAGGAGGAAGGAGGGAGGACAUGUACAUUGAAAUGAGCGGGAAGGAGCAGCAAGAUCAGAUGCAUCACCACCAUCUCCAUCAGCAGCAGACACAGCAGCAGCUGCAUCACCAGCCCCAACAGCAGCAACAUGAGCCUAUUCCACCUCUCAAGAUCAAGUUACCAAUUGGUACCCUGUCCUCCUCUGAUGCCCUGCUGAGGACAGACUCUUUGUCUGGCACGGACCCUGCUUUGUCAGACGGCUCGGUUGGCUCAGCUCCCUCACUUGGUUUAAGUCCUGGACCACCCUGCAGCACUGAAAGCAACAGAAGUCAGGACAAGAACAAACAUAAAGGCCAGAUGAUGAGUGAAGGAGUGGACGAAGAGGGGCUGGAGGAAAGGGGGGAUGAAAAGGACUCUGAGUCCAAGGCUGGUUUUGUUGCUUCAUUCUUGGACUUCCUGAAGACGGGGAAGAGACCUCCAGGCUUGGACAUCUCGCCAGGAAUGGAACCGGACAAUGGUGACAUUUCUCCCUGUAAAUCGGGGGGUCUUCGUCCGCUGUCUCCCGCACCUCCUCCUCCCCCGCCUCCCCCUCCGUUUGGGGAUGGUGAAGGGAACGGGGGCCUGGCUCUGGGAAACUGCCCCAGCCCCAAGCGCUUAGAAGAUGAGCUAAAGAGGAAUCUGGAGACUUUGCCGUCUUUCUCUUCAGAUGAGGAGGACUCUGUCGGAAAGAACCAGGACCUCCAGAAGAGCAUCUCCUCCGCCAUCUCUGCUCUUUAUGACACUCCACAGCUAACAUCUAAUAUCCAGGCCCCACUACCUCCUCCACCUCCCCAACCUCAGACUCAGCCUCCUCAGGCCCCUCUUACCCCACCACUGCAGCCCCCGACACUGAGUCCACAGCCUUCCAUGCACACCCCCCACGACCAGCCCCAGUCCAACGAACCAGAUAUCCUUGAGCCAGAAGAUGGAGACAUGGAUGAGAGCAAGGAGGAGGAGAAUGAGGAAGAAAGGAGCACAGGAGGGGAUGAAGAGAGUGAUAUGACGGAGGAGAGAGAACCACAGCUUGAAACCCUGGGGGUCCCUAAGAUUGAUGUCCUUCCAGCUCCUCUCCCUGAGAUUCCCCCAGAGCCGGCAACUCCUGAACCCCCCUCUGUCCCUCCAUCUCCUUCUUCAUCCUCUUCUCCCUCUCAUUCCCCCCUUCCUCCCCUCUCGCUCCCCUCACCCCUGCCUCAACCAGAAGAAGAAGAAGAACAAGAAGAAGAACAACAACAGGAGGAGGAGGAGGAGGAGGAUUCCCAACCUCCCAGCCCCGUCGCUGCCAAAUCCCCUUCCCCACCACCACCAGCACCUACCGCUGUCCCCCAGGCUGCCACUCCUCCCCCUCCGGCCUCCCCUCCUCCCCCUUCUUCAGCUCAGAAGGAGGAGUCUCCCAUGCCGUCUCCGGAGUCCCCCACUUCUCCCGAGGAGGCCCCAGCACCUAAGAUCACCUCGCUGCACCUCGCCCAGAAGCAAGAAGAUGCCGCCAUCGUCGGAGAGAGUGAGGAGGAUGAGAGCGAGAGCGGAGGGGAGGGCAUAUUCAGAGAGAGGGAUGAGUUUGUGGUACGGGUGGAAGACAUUCGGACACUCAAGCUGGCCUUGCAGACAGGCCGUGAGCCUCCACCCAUCUGGAGGGUGCAGAAAGCCCUGCUGCAGAAGUUCAGCCCUGAGAUCAAAGAUGGGCAGAGACAGUUCUGUGCCACAAGCAACUACCUUGGCUACUUUGGAGACGCUAAGAGGCGGUACCAGCGAAUAUAUGUCAAGUUUCUGGAGAAUGUCAACAAGAAGGACUAUGUUAGAGUGUGUUCCCGGAGACCGUGGCGCAGAGCCACACCUGCUCUCAGGCGGCAGUCCCUCCCCAGAAUGGCAUCACCUCCCUCUACUCAGGCACCAGCGAAAGUCCCAGAGAAAGAGGAGAGAGUGGCUCCACCAGUCCAGCGUGAACAGAGGGAGAAAACUAGAACAGCAGCCGCGACAACAAAGGAACAACGAGAGAAGAAAGAGGCCCCAGCUGCUGUGCCCAAAGCCAAGGAGAAGGAGAGGGACCACGAGAAGGAGCGGGAGAAGGAGAAGCGAGUGCAAGCGCAGCAGGAGAAAGCCGAGAAACGCGGCGGAGCGGCGGAAAGGGGGAGAGCGAAGGAAGACAAGAAGGCACUGGAAAGGAAGGAGAAGGAAAAGGCUGAGCGACCACCCAAGUCAAAGCCAGCCAAAGUGAAGGCGGAGCCACCGCCCAAGAAGAGGAAGAAGUGGUUGAAGGAAGUACCUUCAUCGUCUGACUCGGACUCAUCGGAGGAGGGAGCUAGUGAAAAUGAAAUGCCAGUGAAAGGUGGAGUGAACAACCGUGCAAUGAGGGAGAUGUUCAGGAGCUACGUGGAGAUGCUGGUGAGCACAGCGCUGGACCCCGACAUGAUCCAAGCUCUGGAGGACACCGACGAUGAGCUCUACCUGCCCCCGAUGAGGAAGAUCGACAGCAUCCUGAGCGAACAGAAGAGGAGGCUGUUGAGGAGAGUCAGCAUGAGCUCUCAGCAUCAGGAGGUCCUGCAUGCUUACCCCCAGAUCAUCGUAGACCCUCUGGACUCAGGAGUGGUGAGGGUGCGGCUAAGCGGCGACGCUUACAACCGCAAGACCCUCAACAGAGUCAAGAAGACCCUGCCUAAACCACAGGACCUUAAACUGUCAUCCGAGUCGUAUCGGAUCUACAGUCUCUACCAUUCCCUGCAUCACUAUAAGUACCACACCUUCUUACAGUGCAAGAAAGAGACUAACACCAUAGAGCAGGCGGCUGAGGACCCGGGCCAGGAGGAGGUGGUGCAGCAGUGCAUGGCCAACCAGAGCUGGCUGGACACCCUCUUCAGCUCCUUCAUCGACCUGCUCACGCUCAGCACCAAGGCCUGAGCCAGGAGACAGACAGUGAAUCAAAGCGAGAGAGGAUUUAAAAGACUACGAGAAAUUACUAAAACGGAACAAGACGGAUCCUACUGUACAGUCCCCUCAACCCGCUUCAAAUCUCUAAGAUCUGAGGAUGAAUUAAGGCCCUUGAUGAGGGUUCGCUGACAUGACCUCGGACACUGGCCUGUUUUUUUUUUUCUUGUUUCUUUUUUUUUUUUUUUUCUUGUUGUUGAUCAGUGACUAAAGACAUGUCCUACUUUGUGAGAAGGGGACCCCACUGGACUCGGGAGG
Messenger RNA from Mugil cephalus (flathead mullet), 9437 nucleotides. It is a transcript of the gene prr12a, whose product is annotated as proline rich 12a. NCBI's taxonomy places the organism in Eukaryota, Metazoa, Chordata, Actinopteri, Mugiliformes, Mugilidae. Bases 1185 to 9152 code for a protein of 2655 amino acids. The transcript is spliced from 15 exons. The record is from RefSeq and is a predicted model, not a curated record.